AAAUUGUAUGUUAUGUGCAUGUAUUUUGUAAUAUUGACUCACAAAUUUUGCAUGAAUUCCGUCCUGUAACAUUUGUGUCCUGGUGCAUGAAGUACAUGAAGUUAAGCUAUGGACGAGCAGUCAAUAUUAAAUUUUCUUCAAACAUUAGAAACAGAUGAAACUCUUCCUCAAAAUCAGAAGCUAAAACUCAUUAAAAGUGCGCUAAAUGUGACAACUUCAACAGCUUCUCAAGCAGGUGGCGACUCCUCGACUGCAAGUAUUCUGCUGAAACAAGCAUUGGAUAAAUUUGCUCUGGAAUUGGGUGACCUCAAAGGUAGAAGUCUAGGCAAACAAGGAAAACUGAAAAUUGGUUCGAGUUCCAAAAUGGUGACAAAUAGUUUCGGCGAUGGUCGACCCAAAACACUGAUGAAGAUGGACGCAGGGUGCUCGCCUAGAGAGAGUUUGUUGAACAAAGGCAGGGUGCCCACUUUUUUAGUCGAAUGGCAAAUGUCUACACAUGUCUUCACUUAGCAUUUUUAGUCUACUUUUGAACUGUGAUUUUCGAUGUUGAGUUAGUAUAACUUCAAUUCUCAAUUUUUGUAGAUUUCUGAGUCAAACUUAGAUCUUAUUUAAAACAUUGCUUAGACGAAAGGUUUUGAGGAAAGAAAUCAUGUUUAAGAAAAAAACUACAGUUUACGUAGUCAUCACAUUGAUCUGAAAAAAUCAAUUGGCAAAAUCUAGAUGCGAAAUAGAAGAAAAAAGUAGAUGCCGGUGGUUUUAUCUUUUACGAAGUGGUAGCUCUGAUCAAAGGUCAAGGGGUGAACAAUAGAGGUGAGGGUAGUAGCAGCGGUAUUAACAAGUACGACAUGUUUGGAGCUCAUCACAAUCAGGGCAGGAAGAUGACAGCAGUGAACAGUCAUCUACAGACUGUGUCUGACAUGUUCCAUGAUGUGAAGAUGAUUGCGCAGAGACGCAGUGACAUGGAGCUACAGCAGUUCCUGCAGGAGCUUGAGGAUGCUGUAAGUAUGCUUCCCACAAUCGUAGACAAAAAGAUGUUCGACAACGAAAUGAAGUUUUCAGUUGCGCCGCUGCAGAAACAGAACGAGGACUUGAAAAGGGAGAUACAGAAACUGGCGGAAGAAAUGGAACAAAUGGAAAUACUGCACAAAGAAAUGAUGGAGUCCAAGAAACGAGAAGUUUUGGCUCUAAAGGAAACCCACAAAGAGCAAUCGGGUAGUGAGAAAAUUUUGAUCAAUAAAUUAAAGGCGUCAAAGCACAUUUUGGAAGGUGAUUGCGAUAGAUUAAAUGCAGAAAUAAACCAAUUAGAAAAACAGAUCAGUGAUCAGAAAAGACAUAUGCUGGAAUGUUCUAGAAGCUUCAACGAUGAAUUGAAAAGUAUAAGAGCAGAGAUAGACGUGGCCUUAACUGAAGUUCAACGACAGAAAGCAAAGUUAAAUGCAGCGGAGAGAGAAUCAGUCGCAAAAGAUGAUCAAAUCAAGAGUUUGAAAGAGUUUAUUAAUAAGCAACAGAGGCAGCUUAAUGAUGCAAAUAAAGAGAAUCAGUCACUGCGCGAACAGCUGAACCGAAGCCCGACAGUCAUUAGCGACGAUGAUUACAAUGAACCGGGUUACUUUCAACCCCCGCCAAGAAUGCCCCCACCGCAAGUCAGGGGUGUUUAUACGCAACCAACUGUUGCAGCACCAGCAAUGAUGCAAAAUAGGCAGCAAGGAAAAGGAAACUCGACUCAAGUGACAGAUAAUCAUAACUCGCGGUCGAACGAUAAUCAUAAUCACAAUCACUCUACACAUAACCAACACCAGAACGCUCAACUGCACGUUAAAGUCAAUGUUCAUGGUCAUAACAAUAACAAUAACCAUAUUGGUAAGCCAAAUAAUACUAGCUUUAAUAAUAGUAAUUCUAACGCAAGUAGGAACCCUAAUACAUCUGUUGCCUCCAAAGUUAAUUCGAACCCGCCUCAGAGAAGUAAAACUCCGAAUCAAAAUCAGCAUGAGAAUUUGAGACCGAAGACGGUUCCAGCUCCUGUGCAUGUCCAUGGUAAUGCAAACGCUCCUACGAUACCACGCUCUAGAUCGAAGACUCCUCCAGGGCUAAAACCGAAGGUUAAGCAAAACAACAUGAAAUCAUCCGAGGGAAUCGGAGCUUUCGUUAACAUGAAGACCUCGGAAACUCAAGACUCAGGGAUGAUCACGGAUCCGGAACCUUCCCAGGCACAACAGCAGAACCAGAACACAGGUCAGAAGCAGCCGUUUGACAAAACCAUUCAGAUAGUUAGUACUCCACUUGGGAACUAUCGGAUAAUUGGAGGCGGUAAAGUCGAUGGUAAUUUAAUCUACCCUCAGCCAGCUAUGAAAUACCACGCGCCCAUAAAGCCAAUGAAUGUUGUGUACAAUGCAGCUUGUAACAGCCAACAUACCCAAGGAAGCAAUACUGUUACUAAUAGUCAAUCUGGGCACGGUGAAAACAUGGCGAUAAUGACGGGAUCCUCGCACCACUUUGGACAAAGCGCUAUGAAUUCUUCGUUGCCAUAUAGCAAACCGACUAUCGUUGCAAGUAAACCACUGUAUGGGAACCAUAACAACGAAUUGGGAGGGACAUUGAAUUCAGGGAUGGGUGGGUCGUCAAUGUAUCGGAAGCCUUAUUACCAGUCGUCAAUAUCUGCAUUAGGCGACAUAUCCAGUGCUACUGCAAGUUUGCUUGGGAAGCAUUCAAUGUAUAACAACUUAUUGCCUCCACCGUCAAUGGGUGACGUUGCAAUGUCAUCAGCUGCGUCAACCUAUCCUGACUUAAAAUCACGAGGUGUUCUAGGAAAGUACCGGAAUUCGGUCAGAGACGCAGACGACAUGCUGACAACGUUUAAUGAAAACGGCGACGCAAGUAUAAAAGAAUUGAAAAAUCUUAUAUCAUCAGGUAUGACCCAGCAAACAUCCAAUCAGAGCAUUUCGCAGUCGCUUAGUAAUUAUGGAAUGUCGUCGCAGUUUAAUAAUAACUCAGCAUACCAGCAGCAUAAUUUUUCGAUGCCUGAGAGUCGGUAUACAACUGGAUCAAGAAUGGACACCUUAUUUUCACGCCCAGAUAACCGAGUGGUUAAUAGUUAUAACAUGGGUCCUAUUCCAGAGGAAGGGUCCUCCUUUAACACAGGUGAAAUUGCGCCCCACAGUAUGGCCAGUCAGAAUAACGACAAGUCUAGUCAAAAUCGUAAUGUUUCUGUAAGCAGUGUUCAAAAUCAACCCAAUGAAAUGCAAAUGCAACGAGCGAUUGAAGUUCAGCCUGAUAAGGCGUCGGAAGCAGCGGUAGUCAAUGUUAUGAUGCAGCAAACGAGGCCAAGGAAGUUGAUCGGAAUGAGUUCCGACUUCUCUUUUAAUGGAACCACGGAUGAAGUUGAAAUGAAACAGCUCAACGACACACCAGGAGCACCUCGCAACACCAGUUUUGUGCCAAAUCCUUUCGUGGUGAACCCGAUGCCUCCCUCAACUAGUAUUGUGGGCCAUGUUGAUGUUCCAGAACUAGAUCUGGCUACAAACCCAGAUAGAGCUGCUACUAAAGGAGCGCCUCAGAAGGCUGUCGGCACCUCGGAAGCGAGCAGUGUUCCGCAGGGAAAUAUAGACGCCCAUCUAGCACAUCACAACGAUAAAGUACAAGCGGAUUUGAAAGCGUUGGAUAAAGAUAUAAUGAAGUUGCAGAAUAGUAUUCAUACAUUGCUUUCGGCUCAGUAAAUUUACUCGAUUUUGACGAAACGAUUGUUAAU
This is a messenger RNA of Symsagittifera roscoffensis, 3745 nucleotides long. RefSeq lists its product as uncharacterized. The coding region runs from base 846 to 3713 and encodes 955 amino acids. Lineage: Eukaryota; Metazoa; Xenacoelomorpha; Acoela; Convolutidae. The record is from RefSeq and is a predicted model, not a curated record. The transcript has 2 exons.